Molecule: messenger RNA, 603 nt
Organism: Blastomyces dermatitidis ER-3
Lineage: Eukaryota; Fungi; Ascomycota; Eurotiomycetes; Onygenales; Ajellomycetaceae
Exons: 1
Coding region: 1-603 (200 amino acids)
Source: RefSeq, a predicted model, not a curated record
AUGGCUGAGCCUGCCCCCGUCCCCAUAUCCGAGAGUGACAAUCCAGACGCCAUCGCCCUGCGCUCCGCCAUCUCCAUCCUCCAGAUCCAAAAACAACAGGCAGUCCGUGACAUAAAAACACUUGAUCAUCUGAAACAAGCCGCGGUGGCACACCCGGAAGCGUUUGCGCGGGAACUCGCCAAAGGCACCCUUACCUCCAAGUCUGGCGAUAUCUUCAAUCCCACCGGCAUUGAAGAUGGUGAUGAAGAUGGACAUGCAGACGGGAUAAUGGCUCAAGCGAAUACAAGUACGCCUAGUGUUACAGAUGUAGGUGCUAUGGAUGUCGACGAGCACCCACGUCCGGCUUUUGGGAAAAUCCCCGCCCCGCAGAGCGUCGUGCGCAUGCCCCCUAUUAACUGGGCUAAGUAUCACAUCGUCGGCGAACCGCUGGAUAAGCUUCAUGAAGAGCAGAGACGGCGUCCAUCGGCCGGGGAGCCUCAGAGGGAUGAUGUCUCGUCGCAGCAGAGAGCGCCAGAACAUUUCAUCGCGGCGCCGUAUCGACCGUUUACGGACAAUCUAGAGGCACCUAUGAAAACGCGGAGUACGAAUAGAGCGAAGAAGUGA